Messenger RNA from Passer montanus (Eurasian tree sparrow), 4038 nucleotides. It is a transcript of the gene PERM1, whose product is annotated as PPARGC1 and ESRR induced regulator, muscle 1. Gene Ontology annotation, cellular component: cytoplasm; nucleus. NCBI's taxonomy places the organism in Eukaryota, Metazoa, Chordata, Aves, Passeriformes, Passeridae. The record is from RefSeq and is a predicted model, not a curated record. Gene Ontology annotation, biological process: regulation of DNA-templated transcription; response to muscle activity. The coding region runs from base 39 to 2783 and encodes 914 amino acids. The transcript has 4 exons.
GGGGAGGGAGGGGGGGGUUAUUUUUAGCCCCUGAAUGGAUGGGAGCUGGAGCCGGGCUCUCUGCCCCCGGCCGGGCCGCGGCAUCAUGUUGUGCUGGGAGGGCUCUCCUGCCGGGCUGCUCGCAUGGCUCCGUCCCCGCCGGGGGCUGGGGGACAGGCAUGGAUAACUUCGAGUACAGCAUCCAGCUGAACGACCGGGAAUGGGCUGAGUUCUUCCAGGCUUCCGAGGAGUGCAGCCUGGCGCCGGCCUCGCUGGCCACGGCCGAGGAGCAGUGCCUCAGUGACAUUGAGCAAGGGGACACCUCGGGACGGGACUGUCCCCGCAGCGGCGGCGCGGUGACAGCGGGCAGCGAGCCAGCAGCGCCUGGCACGGCCAGCCCUGUGCCACGUGGGGUGCCCGGUGACACCGCCGUGCCCUGCCCCGAGCGUGGGCACCUCGCCGGGCCGGAGCCGCUGUCGGGCAGCGAGGACGAAGAGGGCUCUGCGGGCAGGUUCCUGUGCGGCAGCGACGAGCCCGGCCGCCCGGCACCCGCUGCCAUGCCCAGCGCCCAGAGGAGGCAGCCACCGCGGCCACCCGCGGCCACCGCGCCCGGUGGCACGGCCCAGGGUGGCCCCGGGCAGGACGCGGCGGUGGCAGCGGCCGGAGGCACGGAGCAGGGCGGCGAUGCAGGAGGGGGACAAGCCCUGCUGGCACCGCCAGAAGCUCCAGCAGCCUCUGCCUCGGCGGAGAAGAGCGCUGUCCCCUCGGAGCCGCGGGGACCCGCGGGGGACACCCCGAGCCCGGCCAGGGUGGCAGCGGAGGAGGAGAAGGCGGGCGCGGAGCCGGGCUCGCCGGGCGGAUCCCCCGGCGUGGUGAGGCCCAAGGUGCCGGCACAGCCCAGGAAGAGCCGCAAGCAGCGCGGAGCCGGCGGCACCGAGGGCGACAGGGACCCCGCGGCGGCACCGGGCGCCCCCGGGGCCGGCAAGGCAGCGCCCGGCUCCCCGGUGUCCCCUCGGAAGGGCAGGGGCAAGGACAAGGCGGCCAAGGGAGCGCUGGUGAGGCUGGGCAGCGAGGAGGCUGCGGAGAACAAGCGGGGGGUGCCCGGCCCGGGCGUGGACGGCGGCGAUGCCGGGAGCGCUCCCCCAAAAUCCCCGGGGAAGACAAAGGCCACCAAGCCCCCAAAGGCAGGGCAGGCCGGCGGCCUGGGCGUACGUGACAGUGUCCCCGUGGUCCCUGGCGAGGGCACCGCGGCUCCCCCGGGAGAGGAGAGCCAGGAGAUGCCAGGGAAGCCUCUCCAGCCCGGGAGCGUGGCAGCGUUUGGAGGGAAUGCUGCCGAGGGGGCUGGGGGGCAGCCUGCUGCUGCUGCUGAGGUUCCCAGGAAACCCUUGGAGACCCCUGGAAUUUCUACUGCUGAGACCCCUGGAAUUCCUGCUGCUCAGAUCCCUGGAAUUCCUGCUGCUGAGAUUCCCAGGAAACCCUCGGAGACCCCUGGAGUUCCUGCUGCUGAGACCCCUGGAAUUCCUGCUGCUGAGAUUCCCAGGAAACCCUCAGAGAUCCCUGAGGUUCCUGCAGCUGGGAUCCCUUGGGAGCCUGCAGCUGCGAUUCCCAGGAAACCUGUACCUGAAAUCCCUUGGGAGCCUGCAGUGGGGAUCCCCAGGAGUCCUACAGCUGAGAUCCCCAGGAUUCCUGCAGUCGAGAUCCCCAGGAGUCCUACAGCUGAGAUCCCCAGGAGUCCUGCCAUCGAGAUCCCCAGGAUCCCUGCAGCUGAGCUCCCCAGGAUCCCUGCCAUCGAGGUCCCCAGGAGUCCUGCCAUCGAGAUCCCCAGGAUCCCUGCAGCUGAGCUCCCCAGGAUCCCUGCCAUCGAGGUCCCCAGGAGUCCUGCCAUCGAGAUCCCCAGGAUCCCUGCAGCUGAGCUCCCCAGGAUCCCUGCCAUCGAGAUCCCGUGCGAGCCUGCAGCUGGGAUCCCCACGAUUCCUGGCGCUGGGCUCCCUUGGGAAGCUGCAGCUGAGCUGCCCAGGGCCGUGAGCCCGCUGUGCUUUGCUGAAGGAGCCCCUGGCAAGCCCAACUCUCUGGAUGUGACCUGGCCCGAGAUGUACGAGUACCUGUUCUGUGAUUCCCAGGAGGAGGAGGAGCUGGGCAGCUCCCUGGAGGGGCGCAGGUCCCCCUUGCAGAGGGAAAUCUCCUGGCCUGAACUCUACGAGUAUUUUUUCACCGAGCCAGAAGGAAGCAGGAAAAAAGGCAAAGCUAAAGACAGGAAAAGAAAGAAAUUCAGAGGCUUGGACCGCCCUGGGCUGCACAAGGAGGCUCCCAGCUCUGCUCCAGACAAGGACACCGUGGUUAUCUCGGUCCCUGAUGUGUAUGAACACUUCUUCCCAGAGCCAGCCCCCAACAGGAUGGGCUGGAGAGGGAUUUUCUCCAUGGCUCCUGCCUCCGAGGUGAGGAAAGCCGUGGGGGCUUUGAGGUCCCUGCUGCAGAGGCAGUGGCAGCUGGGAGGGGGCCAAGCCUCAUCCUCCCAGGCCCUGGUGCCCAGAAGAUCCGGAGAGGAGCUCGCCCUGGUCCCGCUGGGAGGAGCCCAGGCGUGGCCAGAAGAUGCCCUGGCACUGAGAGGAGCAGCAGAGGAGCCCCGGGUGCUGAGCCACAAGGACAUGUGCCUGGUGUUCUGUGCCUUCGCCUCCUGGGCCGUGAAGACAUCUGACCUGCAGGCUCCGGAUGCCUGGAAGACCAUGUUCCUGGCAAGCUUUGGCACCCUCUCGGCCAUCCGCUACUUCCGAAGGCAGGUCAGGGAAGGGCACCCCCGGACUUAACCCCUGCCGCUCCGGAGCCGCUGCCCGGGGCCGGGACUUUGCUCUGGACAGCGGGAGAAGCCUGGAGGCAGCGCCGGGAGCUUCCCCGGCCCCAUCCCGGCCGGGACAGGGCGGCACAGGGAGCGGGAGCCUCCCGGGGACGGGAACUGACGGUAGGACGGGGCAGGGGCUGUGUCCUGCCUCCUCCCCGCCGGAGGCACCGAGCAAGCGGGGGAUGCUUCAUCCCGGCAAAAGAGCCGGGAUUUCUGCGAGAGAGGAAAAGAGAGCUUUGGGAAGAGCCUGGGCUGGGCAGCAGCUCCGGGGGAUGCAGGGGCCGCUGCCUCGGAUCCUGUGACCGAUUUGGGCACUGCAGGAGGGGUCAUCCUCCCGGAUUUCACUCCGGGAGGGCUCAUCCUUUUGGAUGUCACUCCAGCAGGGCUCAUCCUGUUGGAUCUCAUUCCAGGAGAGCUCAUUCUCUUGGAUUUCACUCCAGCAGGGCUCAUUCUCUUGGAUUUCACUCCAGCAGGGCUCGUCCUGUUGGAUUUCACUCCCAAGAAGUCCCAGCUCGGGAUGAGGUUCCUGCCACACGUGGAUGGUCUGUCCCUGGGGACAGCUGGGCAGGGACGUGUCCCCGUCCCCAGGAGAGGAUGGGCAGGGGUCACACGGGGCAAGGGGGGCCGGGAAGGGUCCCGAGGGGCUGCCCAGCAGGGAAAGGGGCUGAGCUCAAGGAGGGCUCAGGAAAGGAGACAGAAGGAUGUUGGAGAGGAAGGAGAAGGAGGUGGGCGGGUUUGGCCGUGCCGAUCAGCAGGGAAAUGUUGGAUUGCAUAUUUGAUUUAUUCCUUUUGUGCCUCCCGUCCUGGAGGGGCAGAGCUGGCUGGGGGGGUGAGGGGAGGUGGAAGCUGUGGGGCUGGGGAGGUGGAAAAUGAAAUGGUUCGGUUCCCCCUCUCCCCAGAGCCCCCCUCAGCACCCCAGGGCAUUAUUCACAGGAAUCUCCUCCCCUCACCAGCCCGGUGAGAGCAGCAGUGUGGGAUUGAGAUCCACGGGGGCUCUGCCGUGUCUGUGAGGUGCCAGCAGGGAGGGGAGGCUCAUUCCUUGUGCUGAGAGAGCCACGAGGCUUGCAGGGGUGCAGGGGAGGCAGUGGGUUGUUGCUGGGAGGAGGGCACGGGGAGAUCUGGGGCUGGGACUGGGGAUGGACAGGCUCUGCAUGGCCUGGACACCCACAGAGAGCAGAUGGAACGUGCUGGAAGCUUCUAAUAAAGCUCGGUCUCAUUUACUA